AUGACCGACCAAACGGACAACAAUAACACAUUGGAAACAAAGGCACAAGAUGAUGAUAGAUAUAACUGUAGUUUAGCGACAGAACUCGAUUAUUUUAGAAUAGCAUUAGGAGGUCAGGCAGUUAAUUAUUACCGAUAUGGUGAACGAAAAGAUUGUUCGCAACGAUGGCAAAGUCUUAAAUUCUGUAUACAAUUAAAAUCAAAAUCUUUAGAAGAACGAAAGAAAAUGAUCUUAGAAAGAGAAGCAAUGAAAGAGGCCAAUUAUAAAAAGCAAAAAAGUUCACUGGAUGUUUGGGAACUGAGAGAGUAG
This is a messenger RNA of Cetraspora pellucida, 309 nucleotides long. NCBI's taxonomy places the organism in Eukaryota, Fungi, Glomeromycota, Glomeromycetes, Diversisporales, Gigasporaceae. The record is from the annotation of a GenBank genome assembly.